This is a messenger RNA of Xiphophorus hellerii (green swordtail), 5410 nucleotides long. RefSeq names its product heart and neural crest derivatives expressed 2 (gene hand2). Gene Ontology annotation, molecular function: RNA polymerase II transcription regulatory region sequence-specific DNA binding; protein dimerization activity; DNA-binding transcription factor activity, RNA polymerase II-specific. Bases 1280 to 2017 code for a protein of 245 amino acids. The record is from RefSeq and is a predicted model, not a curated record. The transcript is spliced from 3 exons. Lineage: Eukaryota; Metazoa; Chordata; Actinopteri; Cyprinodontiformes; Poeciliidae. Gene Ontology annotation, biological process: heart development; regulation of transcription by RNA polymerase II.
GGGUCAUUUCUACUGCUUUACCUUAAAGAAAGUCAAUUAAAAAAUACUUAAGUUAUCAUAAACCUAUAAAAAUCUAUUUGGUAAACCCAAAUCGUUCUGAAAUGGCGCAGUGACAUAUUAUUAGUUGUAAAUAUUCGACAGGAGUAAUAACCGGAACCGUUGAUAUAUAAUCAAAAGAUGGUGAUUAAUAAAAUAAGUCAAAUAAAUCAGAAUAAAAUUUUAAUUCGGUGCCAAAAUGGCUGAUAUUAGUUGUUGGACUAAAUUGUUUUGAGUUCUUUUAUCUCAGGUCGGUUUAAUCUGUAAAUCCUCUUGGUGUGACGCAUCACCAGCGAGACUUUCAUCUUUUAUUAUCAUUGAUAAAAAAAAUAUAUAGACAGAACCCUGACACCAUGAGAAUAGUCUUAAGCAAAUCAGAAAUCUCAAACUCACGCCACUUAUUUAGAUAUUUUUCAAAUACAUAUAGCCUAUUUUAUAUAUUGAAGAAAAACAUAUUUCAGCCAAUUCGCAAACUCUUUGCUUCAGCUGAAAUAUUAAACUCAUUAAGAAGAAUAUAAACAGAUAAAUGAAACACUUCCUCGUGAACCUCAUGUCUUGGAGUAAAUGCAUUCAUUUUUAUCAAUCACAGCCUCAUUUUUGAUCCAGCAGAUUCUGCCGCGUAAGUAAACGCUGGCUGACGGGCGCGCGGUUGUGCGCAUGUGCCGGCAGGCCUACUUAGCAGGCCUAUUGACAUUAAAGACAAGUGGGUUAUACAGAGCCUGGAAAUGGGGCCCGAUGAGGGGGGCAAGUCCGCCAGUGGUUCAUGGAGCCGAGAGCCAGCCCCACCACCUCUCUCUCUCUCUCUUCCUCUCUCUCUCUCUCUCAUGUAGCCAGGCGGACUCUACGGUCAGUCAGUCUCAGAGGGGUGACCCAGGAUCAGCCCAGCCUUCUCCCUCCUGGCUGACAGCUGACAGCUGACUGACGGAAAUGAGCCGUAGAGGAGAACAGGAGGAAGAGUCGAAGUGUGUUUUCCUGUGAAAAGGGGAGGAAAGGGUCUGUGGUAUUGCUUCGCGGAGAGGAGAAGACGAAGAACAACGAUGUCCUAACUAGGGAAGCUGUUUCAGCAGCAGAGAGCGGCCUGCAGGCCCGCAUCUCUCGGGCCUCUUAGUGUGUGUGCGUGUGUGUGUGUGCGUGUGUGUGUGUGUGUGUGUGUGUGUGUGUGUGUGCGCGUGCGAACGCGCGCGCGCGCGCGUGUGUGUGUUUGUUUGUUUUCGCGCCGGAGUGCGCGACAGUGAGCAGGACUAUGAGUCUGGUGUCAGGCUACCCUCACCACCCGAUCAUGCACCACCACGACAGCCACCACUAUUCGCUGCACGCGGCGGCGGCGGCCGGACGGUGCCACGAGGACACCGGGGCGCCUCCGUACUUCACGAGCUGGCUGAUCAGCCACGCGGACAUGUCGCCCACAGAGUACAGCCUCGCGCCGGGCUACAGCCCGGAGUACCACACCAACAGCGGGGGCGACUCCUCCGGCGGCCUGGACGCGCGCCACCACCACCACUACGGACCCGGGAACCAUCUGAUCCCUGGGCCCGGCAGCAUCUCUAUGAACGGAGCCACGGUUGGCAUGCACCACCACCACCACGCACACCCACGCACCAUAAAGCGGAGACCCACCGCAAAUCGCAAGGAGAGGCGGCGGACCCAAAGCAUCAAUUCGGCCUUCGCGGAGCUCAGGGAGUGCAUCCCCAACGUCCCGGCCGACACCAAGCUGUCCAAGAUCAAGACUCUGCGGCUGGCCACCAGCUACAUCUCCUACCUGAUGGACAUCCUGGACAAGGACGGCCAGCACGGAGACACGCAGGCGUUUAAAGCCGAGCUGAAAAAGACGGAGGCACGGGAGGAACGCAGGAAAAGAGAGGCGGUGGAGAUCCCUAAAGCAGCCUCCUCGUCUUCGUCCUCCUCAUCAGUAGGAGAUAAGAAGAGCAAAGGUCGGACAGGAUGGCCUCAGCAUGUCUGGGCUCUGGAACUCAAACAGUAGUGACCCCUCCACUCCCACUCCCACUCCUAAAUUUGACCCCCGGGUUUUUGAUGGACAGUGCAGCCGCCGUGCCUCUGCACACUCAGGCUCCCCACAGCGGCGGGGCUGGACUGGAUGGACGCUGCAGACGGUCGUCCUGCUGCUCGGCCACGGUCUCGGUUGGACCCCGGGAAGUAGAAGAAGUGACGUGUCCCCAGGAAGGAGCCUGGGUGUGGGCUGAAGUCCAUCUAGACAGGCACAGACGGAGUUAUGUCCCCUGGCACCUUUCUGAACAAACCGAACCAUCCCCACCCCAAACACACACACAUACACACCCCUUCACGUGCGUUUGUUUACCAAUGUGUCUGCGUAGUUGACCACACAAAUGGGGAAUUGUGUGUGUUUUAUUUAACGGAAUAUAUUUAUGUUUAAUGUGGCCAUUAAACGGGUCUCUGCAGGAACUCUCACUCAGAUGUAUGUGAACACAUCUCUCUCUCUCUCUCUCUCCUAUUGCAGUUUUAGGUUGUAAACGUAGUGCCGUCACGCCACUGACAAAGUGUCUGUGUUUUUAUGUGAAAACGUGCUGGGAGUCUAAAUAAUGCUUGUUGUGGGAUGUAAACAAUGUCGUGAAAAGAAUAAAAGCACGACUUGGUGAAAUAGUGGCUGAUUCAAACUGAGCUCAUCUCUGCCUCUCACUCAGCAGUAUCAGCGGUUUCUUAUGGUCACUCUGCAUCAUCUUGGUUUUAAUCUUUGCCACUUUUGAAAUAGUAUUUUAUGUAGAUUGAAUAAAAUGAUGUAAAAUAAUCACUAACAGACAGCAGAUGUGCUAAAACGUGUUACUGUUGAACAAAGUUGUUGAAUUUCCUUUUUUUUUGUGAAGGUCUAGUUCAGCCUCCUGAUGUGCAUCAGUUUUGUAGGGUUGAAGUUCUUGUAACAGAUCAGCUUUAACUUAAUGAGAAAUACCUGAGGCACACAUUAACAGAGGAAUUUAUGAAGGUGUUAUUUGUCCCAAGACUCUGUGUCAUUGUGAGUUACAGCUGAGUGUGUUGUCAGUUAGAGCACAGAUGUUCAUUGUGUGUCCUAAAAGAAAACAAAAUGAACUUAAUAAUUUCCCUGCGGCUAAAUGCUGAAUGUCAAAGUGACCCAGGUUUAAUAACCAUCACAUUCCCAAAUGUCAGAGUGAGUGAAUAACUGGACUAAUUGCAAACUUGUUUGGAAAAAAAAGGUUUAAAAAUCUGCAAAUUGGGUUCAAUUUUGUUUUUACCUGAGCUUGUUUACCUAAAAUCUGUUGGUUUUGUGCAAUUAUUUAGAUUCCAAAUUCAUCAUAGUGAAAUAAGGAUAAAAGUGUGAAAAAUACAUAAAAUGUAUCCUGUUGCAGAGGAAAGCAAAAAUCAAAAGCAUUUUUAAAAAAUUUAAAAAACAACCGAUUUUUGGGGGGAAUUUAAAGCUAUCAAAAUGUCAACAACAGUUGUUUUCACUUAAUGUUUGAUUCAUUGAGGCAGAAGUUUGGGUUUUCAUAUGCCAUGUGUGAAUGAAGCAGACAUGUGGUUACAGCAAAAUGGAAUAGAAAAAAAAAGAAACCCCUCUGAUUAAAACUACUUUCAAGAAUGCAGUGAGACCACAGUCUUGCUGCUCCACAGUGCCGUCAUUAUUGACCUGGUUGUGUUUCGCAUCUCUUGCUCUCACUCCAGAUGUUUACGUGAAACCUGGAAUUAUAAUGAGUUUGGAGGUUACCUAAGGCAAAUAAUAAUAAUAAUAAAAAUAGCAUUUAAACCAAAUACAAAAUUUAAAGGUUGUUGAGAAGCUUAAUGAGUGUCGAGCUCAGAAAAGAUUAAUCAGGCUAUGGAACCUAGGCUUCAUCAAAAAACGUGUUGCUCAUUAUUUGGGGCAUUAGGUUUUAUAAACAACAUCCUAGAAGGUAAUUAGCGGCAUAAUGAAGUUUAGUAGUUUUGUGUUUUUGUGUCUACAGAACACUGGAAAUCUUUAGAUAAUUUGGGACUUCCAUAAAUAUGGAUUUUGGUUAUUGUCAAUGAAUAAUUUAUUAUUUUGUAUUCACAACCUGUAUUUAUGCAUUUGAUUGCAUGAGCCGAAGGAGGGUUUGGAUACAUUUUUAAUCACUCAGUCACAUGACCAUGUGAAGACAUUUCCUUGAUUUCUCCCUGAUUGGUGCCAAUACUGUAAAACAGACCUUUCCACACCAUUCCAUUAACGUAAUAUAUAAUUGAAAAAUCUCUUGUUUGGAUGGGUUUGUAGUUUGGAAGAGUAGCCAUCUGGUAUUUAAGAUAUUGUUAAUUUGAUUCCAGUUUCCCCCAGUGUCACAUCAUUGUGCAAAACACUGAAUACUGACAAUAUGGAUGAGAGUUUGAGGCUCCUGCUGGGUAAAUGCGACUUUCUGGUUUUGCAGCUUUGAAGCUCUAAAUGAGUUUGAUCCAUUUACAUUUUUUGUCAUAAUUUUGAUCGAUUCAUUCCUGAAAUCAAAAGAAGUUCUGUGUGACUUAAACUAAAUAAAUUAAAUGCAUUUAACAAUGAUAAACAACUUUGAUCAGAAAAAGAGAGAUGGAUUCAGUUGUCUACAACAAUUUUAAUCAAACAUAGCUGUCAGAACUUAAAUGUUAUCAGAACAUAGUGACCAAACAGUCUCAUAUUUUACUCAAUUAGCCAAGAUAAGUUAGCACUUUCUCAACUUGUACUGAAUCAAACCUGAAAGGGUUAGUUCUAGGAAGAUUUUAAAUGACUGUGGUCUAAGCUCAGUCGCACAUAUUCAUACACCAACAUACAGACUGCUAGGGGACUCGAGGUUAAUUAUCUUGCACAUAAGUGUCAUCAUCAUGAUACGGGAGUGUAAUAUGGAGUUCAACCCACAACUUGCCAAAAGCAACACAAUAAUUUCUUCACAUAGAACAUUUGCUCUAAGGUGAUGGAAGCCAACAGCUAAUCAGAUAUGCGAUAAUUAACAGUCUGCGAUUUGUUCUGUUUGGUUCUAGUUUGUUCAGCUUAACAGCAUCUGUUUCCAUGUGGAGUUAGCUGACUCCUGUUGUAUCCAUCCACCAGACCUCAUCAGAUUUAUACAGUUUAGGGAAGAACUGAGUAAAACUGGGAUUUUGCCUCAUUUUUUGCACCAAAGGAAAGUGUGUGUCUCUGUACUUUCUAGGUUUGGAAAUGAUCCUUUUCAGCUCACGUUUAGCUGAUAUGCCAAAUCCGUCGAUGAGGCAGAAUGCUGCUGGUCAUGCAUCUCUUCAAGACCUUGGAGAGUUACAUCUGAUCAAACUGAGGUUAUUUGUUGUUUCAGCUUUUUGCUGUUUUCUGCUCAUGUGGGAUCAUUAAUAAAACUUUUUGUGGAUGCUGGAGUUAAUCAGUCAAAGCAAUCAGCUUCAUAUAAACAAAGGUGCAGUAAAUGCUUACCAAAAACUUAAA